Aphanomyces invadans is the source of this 1551-nucleotide messenger RNA. RefSeq lists its product as hypothetical. Gene Ontology annotation, molecular function: clathrin binding. The record is from RefSeq and is a predicted model, not a curated record. NCBI's taxonomy places the organism in Eukaryota, Oomycota, Saprolegniomycetes, Saprolegniales, Verrucalvaceae. Gene Ontology annotation, cellular component: vesicle; intracellular membrane-bounded organelle; cytoplasm. The transcript has 3 exons. Gene Ontology annotation, biological process: clathrin coat disassembly; clathrin-dependent endocytosis. The coding region runs from base 78 to 1370 and encodes 430 amino acids.
CCACAACGUAUACGUCGCGACAGCCCCAGCGGUUUUCGGCACCAACUUCCAUCUUGCGACCAGAUCUUUGGGUGUCGAUGGACACUUCCACCGCGUGGGCAUUCUACUACCUGCAGGCCGAGGACGGCGAAGACAGGUCGCAUCCGAACGCGUUCCGCAUCCCGAAAGCUAGCCCUGGCGCCGACAUUACCCUCGCCGACGUGCACAAGCGCUUUCCGCUGGCGACCCCGACCGCGUUUCACUUUCGUUUUCGCGUCAACAGCGCCAAGGGAGACACGUUCUUUUGGAUGGAUGUUACGUCGCUGUCCCAAGUUGUUCCGCUAGUCAAUGGCCGCGUGAUCGCCAAGGUCCUGCGCCUCCAACGACCGACGAAAAUCGGCCUCGUUCUCCAUCGCAAGCCCGUCCUCAAGUGGAUCGAUUCCCUGCCGUCCAAGGCAUCGUCGCUGCCGUCUGUGCAGCCCACCGCGUCAUCUUCCCAGCGAACCAACAACGGCGGGUCGUCGGCAGAUCGUUCGCAAAAGUACUCGGACACCGCGCCGUCGUCUGGCGGUCCGUCUCGUCCACCUGCUCCAGCACCUUCGACAAAGCCACCGUGCGCCGACGUAUCUACAGAAAGUACAGAGUCCUUUGAAGACUUCUUGUCUGGCGGCGGAACUCGUGCCAAGCCCCCCCAGACUGCAGAGGUUGUGGAUCUUAUGAGCUCUGGAGGCGCCACGUGGAAGGCCAAGCCGUCCCUGCUCGAACCUGCCGCUUCGACACCAAGUGCCACCGGUGCACCCCGCCCCAAGACGCCGCCAAAGCCCGUGGCGUCAGCCAAGAACUUCGAAGACGACUGCGGGCAAACCGUCGGCCCGGUGUCGCUGGCCGAAAUGGAAAAGCACAAAGUGAGUUCGGAUGGAUCCCAAGUGUACAACCCCGACCUCGUCGACAAAUCGACCAAGUCGUCGGCGGUGCGGGCGGCCAUGGAAGAGCGCGAACGCACCAAGGCGGCCGAAAUCGAGCGCGCGCGACUCGAGUUGCUCCGUCGCGACGACGAGAAGGUCGCGAUGGAAAACGCCAAGGCGCAGAGCGUCGUGGUGCUCGGGCCAAAGAUGAAGGCGUGGGCCGAGGACAACGGUCGCAAGAAGAACAUCCGCACGUUGCUGAGCACGAUGCACCAGGUCAUGUGGCCAGACUCCAAGUGGACCGAGGUGAACAUGGGCAAGCUCUUGAUGCCAAACGACGUGAAGAAGGUGUACCGUCGAGCAAUCAUGGUCGUCCACCCAGACAAGGCAGGCGGUCGCACCGCCGACCAACUCGUCGUUGCAGAGCGUAUCUUCGAUGCUCUCAACACGGCUUGGGACGAGUUUGCGCGGACAGAGCUCAAGUAACAAGGAAACGUUUUCUCGAGUCGGCAAUGCUCAUCGGGAUGGGCAGACGGCAACGUGGCCGUUGGCACCGUCUGUGUCCACGCGCUGGGUUACAUCAAGUAGAGCCCACAGGAUGUCGAUGAUGGUGCGAACUGCAACUUGGCGGUGCAGUGUGUUCUCUGCACAGAUGGGCCAUAGAGUU